Messenger RNA from Anopheles cruzii, 1273 nucleotides. RefSeq lists its product as uncharacterized. The transcript is spliced from 2 exons. NCBI's taxonomy places the organism in Eukaryota, Metazoa, Arthropoda, Insecta, Diptera, Culicidae. The record is from RefSeq and is a predicted model, not a curated record. The coding region runs from base 45 to 704 and encodes 219 amino acids.
UUUCGUCGUGUGGGCCUUGAAUCUCUGCGCUCCGUUGGUCAAAGAUGGACCGAAAGCCGAAAGAGAUCGCUUGGAGUGAUGAACAAACUUUCGAUUUGUUAGAAGUCAUAGCAAAAGAAACGGUGAGCGAUGAGUUCUUGAUUGGCGGAUCAUCGAUACGCCAAAAUUUCGAAACCGUCUACAAAAAUAUUGCGAAAAAGAUGUGGCUAUGCGGACACAUCCAUAUGAACGGGCACGAUAUACAGGCACGCUGGGAGAAACUGCAGCGGUGUUACAUCAAGGCGGUCCUCUCCGGUGAUUCCACCUUUGCCGGACCGUUCUACGAGGAGCUCCAUGAACUGCUAAGUGGCGAGCGAAAAAUGGACAGCCCAACCAAUGACAGAAAUACCGCCGGAGAAUCACCGGAAGAACCUUCGAAUGGCCUUGAAGAAUUGCACUCUUCGAAAAAAACGUCCCAUAAUGCGGUGAUGAGGAAAAUCAAAAAGUUCCGCAACACAAACGACGGAACUUACUACAAGCGGUGCCAACAGCUGAACGAGUACGCAGGCACACUGUCCGGGAUGUUGUCGCAGGGCCGCAAAAGUCGGUUCAACAAAGUGCUACUCCGAAACAAAAAUUCGUCCUACCGGCAUUUCGAGCGAAUGCUCGAUGAAACAAACGAUCAGUUCAUUUUCCAAACAUUCAGAACGCAACACCACCACUGACAGGGCUGAGAUCAACGGAAGGAAGGGAAGGGUUAUAAUAAAAUAAUCCUAGCACCGAACAGUUGCUAGGAUUUAGUUUCUAUCGAGUAAUCUCGGCAGGGCCGUAUUUAUUGGUUUCACUUUUGCAGGACAGCUAUCAAUUAGAAUUCCAGUUUCAUUUAUUCAAAUCAAAUUUCGUUGUUCAAACUACAAGGCGGCUACUGAGGUGAAAGUUGCGCGAAAUUUAUGAAAAUAUCGAUAUUGGUCUUAAACAAUUCCACCUCUCGUGCAAAAACAUUUCAGGUCAGUUAGAGAUCGUUUCUAAUCCAAAGCAUAAGUUAUAAACAAGCGGCACAAAAAAUGAAGGAAAUAAAACAAAAACAUUCGCGCGUUUAUGACGAGUGAUCCACAGAGACACCGAAAUUGAACCACUUUUCAAUCUUUCAAACCUUUACGCGCGGACUUUUUCGGCAAGCCAAGCACUUCGAACACGUGAUCUAUUCGUUUAAUUUAAUCUAUUCAAUGCCAAACUAUUAUAAAAUAUAAUUGCCGCAAAUCAGUGGUUCGGCUCAUUAAUAAAGUACACCUGA